Messenger RNA from Necator americanus (New World hookworm), 642 nucleotides. RefSeq lists its product as uncharacterized. Lineage: Eukaryota; Metazoa; Nematoda; Chromadorea; Rhabditida; Ancylostomatidae. The transcript is spliced from 4 exons. Bases 1 to 642 code for a protein of 213 amino acids. The record is from RefSeq and is a predicted model, not a curated record.
AUGGCUGUCAUGAUCUUGGCACGCGAACCAGGUGUUAUAGUGCGAAAAGAAUUGGAGCCGUUUUUUAUAACAGCCAAAAGACCAAUCAUGAAUUGUAAAGAAAAGUGCAUCACUAAGACCAAGAAAGCGAAGCCGGAUCAAGACUUUCGCGGAGAUGGACUUCCUGCUUCUGCUGAGCCAGGACUGACUCGUGACAUCCUUGUAUCUCACAUGUCGGUCCAGUUAAAAGCCUGCAAUCAAGUGACUGGGAGAUGCAAAAGAGGCCGUUUGGAGUCCCCUCCAACAAAAAAGGCUACCGAACCGGAAAGUACUAUGAUGAUAAUCUGUACCUAUAACGCACGUACGCUUGCAUCAGGAGCCCCCAUCGAACAUCUGAUUAUGCAAGCCAAGAAAGUUAAGUUCAACGUCACCGAGACGAAGCGACGCCACCCACUGAAAGCCGUAUAUAGCACUGGAGAAGAACUGUUCUUAGGAACAUGCGAGUACAGGGCUAAGAAGAAGAAGCCGAAGCUUUCUAAUAUGGACCUGGAGUUCUAUCGAGAAGAUGCCUUCUACAAGGCCUUAAUUGGUGAUUUCAACGUCAAAAUUGGCACAAGAAGAACGCCUGAGGAACUUCACAUCGGGACCCACGGCUUUCAAUGA